Molecule: messenger RNA, 13291 nt
Organism: Salarias fasciatus (jewelled blenny)
Lineage: Eukaryota; Metazoa; Chordata; Actinopteri; Blenniiformes; Blenniidae
Gene: dnah2
Product: dynein, axonemal, heavy chain 2
Exons: 87
Coding region: 33-13238 (4401 amino acids)
Biological process (GO): microtubule-based movement
Cellular component (GO): dynein complex
Molecular function (GO): dynein light intermediate chain binding; ATP binding; minus-end-directed microtubule motor activity
Source: RefSeq, a predicted model, not a curated record
AAUAUUUUCUUUAAAAAAGUUUUUUUAAUUAUAUGAAAUUCAAACAGAUGGAAGAGGAGCACGCCAGCGCAGUUCGUUCGUUGUUCGUCCGCUGCGCGGCGGUCUGUGGGGUGACCGAGGAGUCAUGGACGGAGGAGAACAGACGGACUUUGGACCAGUUCAUCGCGGACACUUCAGUCCGAACCCUGGCGGUUUACACCGGAACCAGCGGGCUGCGGGUGGAGUUCUCCAUGCCGUUACCGGGGGAACUUGUGGGGCAGCUGAGUUACUUCAUCCGAAAGCCCGGAGCCUUCAUCACAGUGGAAACGUUCGAUGGAGCCGUUCUGUUCGGCACCGUGCGGGGCAGCGCCACCCAGAGGCUGCUCGGUGACAUGGCCUGUGUGCACGCCCCUGCCGUCACGCGCUGCGCCUUCAAAGAGAAACGCAUCAAGGACGACUACAUGAACGAAAUGCACUGCUUCCUGGCGAACCUCACGGAUGAAGUGAGUAAGAAAUCUGGAGAUACAGUCCUGUACAUCCCACUGGAGGUUUCGCUGUACAGUCCUCAGGAAGCUGUAAAGGACAAGAAUCUCGUCGAGAGAUUGGAAACUAUUGUGAUCCACUGGACGGAGCAGAUCAAGGGGCUUCGUAAUGCCCAGCAGAUUGUGAAGAUGUGGGACAGGAGUGGUCCGUUGCAGGAGAUAGCCUUCUGGAAGGAUCGCCUAUCGAAGCUGCUGGACAUUGGGCAGCAGCUGCAAAAGCCAGGUGUCAAGGACAUCACGAGCAUCUUGCAACUGGCCAAUUCUCAGUAUGUGGAGCGCUUUUGUAAGCUGUCCAUGGACAUACAGGAGUGCACCCUUCAGGCUCAGUCAAACCUGGCCUUCCUGUCCAUCCUGAAGGAGCCCUGCGAAGAGCUUGACCAGCUGACGCUGAGACAAGUUCCAUCGAAGCUGAAACACAUUAUGAAUCUCAUCAGGAUCAUCUGGGUCGAAUCCCCCCACUUCAACAGCAAUGAGAGGAUCAUCGGUCUCUUCUGCCAGAUGAGCAAUGAGAUCAUCCGCCUGUGCUCCAAAGCCAUCUCUCUGGACAGAGUUUUCAAGGGCUACGUCUUCUCCAGCAAGCAGAUCCUGGAUGAGUGCAUGCAGUGCUGCACGUCCUGGAAGGAAAUUUACCUGCAUACUGCGAAAAUUCACCACAAAUAUUCCCAACAAGGUUGGGUUUUAAACAAAACAAACUUUUUUGAGGUGAUUGAUACUUUCAUCCGGAGGCUCACAGACCUGAUUGAGGUGUGUGACUGUCAGCACCAGUUUGCCCGUUGGGAGGAUGGACAGCAGAGGCCUCUGCCGAUCUUCGGCGGUCACCAGGGACCGACGUUCACCCAGAGCCUCCUGAAGAUAGAGAGCAUCAUCCACUGCAGCCUGGGCAACCUGCGCUCUGUCGACAAGCACAUCCUCGACGUCAAUUCACACACCGCUUGGGACAAUGAAUUCAGCAGAUUUUGCGUAACAAUCAAGGGCUUGGAAGUACAGACAAAGGAACUGAUGACUUCAGUGUUCAAGACGGCGAACACUUUUGAGGAAGGAGUUCGACUUGUGGACAUUUUUAGGCCGAUGUCUGUCCGAGAGGCCUUUAAACGUGCUGCCAAGGAGACGGCAGAGGGAGUGUACGACAUCUUUGAAAAGGAGGUCAAACUGGUGCUCGAGAAGGCUUACUUCAUGCCCGACCCCGACAGCCGCAAACUGGACCAGACAGUCCAGGCUCUGGAGGAGACGGUGAUGAAGAGCUUCAGAGAGUGGAGCCAGAAACUGGACGGACAGUACCUGAAGAGGCUGGAGCAGCCACUCCUGCUGCGCUGCAGAGACGGGACUGCCAAGCUGAGCAUCAACUUUGACAACACCCUGUUGAGUCUUUUCUCUGAGAUCCAGUACUGGGAACGACUGAAGUUUGAGAUCCCUCAUUGUGCAAAUGACAUUUACCAGAUGAAGGACGACCUGAGGAUCCUGAGGGAACGAGUGCUGCUGCUGGUCAAGGACUAUAACGGGAUCAUUGAUGCGCUGUCUGUCGAAGAGCUGGGUCUGUUUCGGGAGAAAAUUCGCUUAAUUGACAAGAAGAUUCAGCCGGGUCUGGUGAAGUUCCUGUGGCUGUCGAAAGGAGAGUCUGACAUCUUCAUCCGUGACUGCCUCCUGCACGUUGGAAAGGUCCAGUCAAUAGUCGAUGGCUACAAAGAAUCACGUCUAUCCAUCUCCAAACUUUGUUGCCAGAUGAGUGAAACACUGCUGGUUCACCUGGAUGGAAAGACUGUGUACAGGAACCUGGAAUUCGAGGACGACCAGAAGGCUCACCAGCGAAGCUGUCUCCACAUGCUGCGCUCAGUACACCACAGUAUUGUUAAUAUCAUGACCCAGAUCCACAGCGUCUUUGCAAAUGAUGGACAGGAGGUCCAAGAAUGUUGGGUGACCUACACAGAGAAGGUGGAUCAGAUGAUCGAGGAGGCCCUGCGGUGCAACAUCAAGAACUCCAUGAAGAAGCUUUCCAGAGCCGUCAACGGAGACAGCAGGACGACGCCAAACCCCCUGUUUAAAGUCCUCGUCACUCUUCGCCAGGCAUCUCCUCCAACCACUCCAAAGGUGUCUCUUGAGUUCUCUCCAAGUCUCGGAAAGCUCACUCAGAUUGUCAACGUUUUGCCCCAGCUCAUUAACAUCGUCUCAGAAUUUGAGCGGCUUCCUGAGCUUCUGUCCUGCAGGGAGACCCAGGGGAAUCAAAUUUACCACAACAUAGAGCAAGACGAAGAGAUAAAGAAGAUUCAGGCUGCAGUUAGCACAGGAGUGACGGCCAAUGCCAGCCACCUACAGGCUUAUUUGAAGACCUGGGACAAAUACAGGAACAUCUGGGAGGUCAACAAAGACUCUUUCAUACAACGCUACCGAAGGCUCAACCCAUCAGUGUCUUCCUUUGACGCAGACAUACACAGGUACACAGAGGAGGCCGACAGUGUGCAACAGGAGGAAAGUGUAUUCACUGUUCGAUUCGUCGUGCUCGACUGUUCGCCACUCAAGUCCUCUUUGGUGCAGCACUGCAACGAGUGGCAAACCAAGCUGACCCAGCUCCUCAGUCACAUGGCCAGCACUCGCCUCCAGGAACUCCAUACGUCCCUGCAGGACAGCGCCAAGAGGCUGAAACAACCUCCGCAGACACUGCUGGAGCUCAGUGAGAGCCUGAAGCUCUUGGAAAGUCUGCAGGGCAGUUCUGCCAAGACAGAGGCUCAAAUUCCUCUCAUCCACGAACAGUUUGCCAUCCUGGGCAAAUAUGAGGUCCCAGUGCAGCACACUGUGCAGGAAAUACUGGAGGGGCUGGAUGAAGAGUGGGUGUGGUUCCAGCAGGUACUGAUUGACAGCGACAUCAUGCUGCAGAAGCACAAAGAGAAGUUUAAGAACGGCCUCGUCUCCUCUUCGGAAGAGCUCAAGAAGAAGGUUGAGUCCAGCCUGCAGGAGUUCAAAGCCAGAGGCCCUUUCGACAGUGCUCUGGCCACUGAGUCGGCCUUUCAACAAAUAGCCGAGCAUCGCAGCCAACUGGAGGCCCUGAAACAGGAAGAAGAUAGCAUCCUCACUGGACUGGGCUUCUUCAAAAUGGAGCAGAAACCCUCCAAAAGCAUCCGCUUUCUGGAGAAGGACAUUGAGCGGCUGCAGCAGGUGUGGGAUAUCACAGAGGAGUGGAAUUCCAAGUGGCUCAGCUGGAAAGGAGGCCAGUUCGCCGCUCUGCAGACGGAGAGCCUGGAGAGCACGGCACAGGACAUGUUCAAGAGGCUGCACAAACUCCAGAGAGAUCUCAAGGAUAAGGAGUGGGACAUUGUGGAUUCCACAAAGAAGAAGAUCGAGCACUUCAGGAAGAUCAUUCCUCUCAUUGCUGACCUGAGAAACUCCGCUAUGAGAGACAGGCACUGGAAGCAGAUCUGCGAGGAGGGGCAGUGCUCCUUUGACCCCACCAGUCCAGAGUUCACUCUGGAGAAGAUCAUUUCUCUGGGCCUCGACAAGUAUGCUGAAAAAAUCAGUGAGAUCUCUGGAGCCGCCAGCAAGGAACUCUUCAUAGAGCAGGGUCUGGAGAGCAUUUCUAAGACGUGGGAGGAAACAAGUCUGGAUGUGGAGCCUUACAAAGACGAAGGUCACUACCGGCUGAGGAGCACCGAGGAGGUUUUCCAAGCCCUGGAGGACAACCAGGUGAUCCUGUCCACCAUGAAGGCGUCUCGCUUCGUCAAGCCCUUCGAGCGGGAGGUGGACCGGUGGGAACGCCGGCUGUCCCAGGUGUUGGAAGUCGUCGAGAUGAUCCUGACCGUGCAGCGUCACUGGAAUUAUCUGGAGAAUAUUUUUCAAGGGAAGGACAUCAGAGAGCAGCUGCCUCACGAGUGUAAUGAGUUUGAAGAUGUCAGUUCCAGUUGGAAAACUAUAAUGAGCCGUCUGUAUCAGGACACCAAUGCCUUGAAGGGAACACAGCACCCCGGCUUGCUGGAGAAGCUGUUGGAGAUUAGCGCCAAGCUGGAGGAAAUCCUGAAGGCCUUGGACAUGUACCUGGAGACCAAGAGACAGAUUUUCCCCAGAUUUUAUUUCCUUUCCAACGACGACGUGCUGGAGAUCCUGGGACAGUCGCAGAAUCCCGAGGCCAUGCAGCCUCACCUGAAGAAAUGUUUCGACAACAUUAAGAGCCUGCACAUAGAAAAGGCAUGUGCUGAGGCAAUGUGUUCUGCCGACGGAGAGGUGGUUCGGUUGGACUCAAAGGUGCGACUGGACCGACCCGUGGAGAUGUGGCUGUGCGACAUAGAAAGUGCCAUGCGUCUUACCCUGAACCACUGCCUGAACAACUGCCUGGAAGAUCUGAAGAAGUUAACAGGAGGGAGAGAAAAAUGGGUCAAGGAGUGGCCUGGACAGAUGUUGAUCACAGCCAGUCAGAUCAAGUGGACCACCGAUGUCACCAGAGCGCUCAAUCUCAGUAAGGAGAGGGCCGACAAGGCUUCUCUCAGGGUGCUGAAGAAGAAACAGGUGCGCAUGCUGGAGUGCUACUCAGACAUGAUUCGUGACAACCUGCCCAAAGUCCUGCGUCUGAAGGUCGUGGCGUUGGUCACAGUGGAGGUUCACGCUCGGGAUGUGAUUGACAAGCUGGCAAAGACCGGCUGCAGCGACGUCAAUGCCUUCGAGUGGCUGUGUCAGCUGCGGCUGUACUGGGAGAAGAAUGUGCAUGACUGCAUAAUCCGGCAGACCAACACAAGUUUUAAAUAUGGCUACGAGUAUCUGGGAAACUCCGGACGGCUUGUCAUCACUCCACUUACAGACAGGUGUUUCAUGACCCUAACCACAGCGCUCCAUCUCCAUCGAGGAGGCUCUCCUAAAGGUCCGGCUGGGACGGGGAAGACAGAGACAGUGAAGGACCUGGGCAAAGCGCUCGGCAUGUAUGUCAUUGUGGUGAACUGCUCAGAGGGACUGGACUAUAAAUCCAUGGGACGCAUGUACUCCGGGCUGGCUCAGACUGGAGCGUGGGGCUGCUUCGAUGAGUUUAACCGUAUCAACAUCGAGGUGCUGUCAGUGGUGGCCCAGCAGAUCUCCUCCAUUCUGUCUGCGCUGGCGGCCGGACAGUCCAAGUUCCAGUUUGAAGGACAGCAGAUUCAGCUGGUCAGGUCAUGUGGCAUCUUCAGCACCAUGAAUCCUGGUUAUGCUGGUCGCACGGAGCUUCCUGACAACCUCAAGUCCAUGUUCAGACCCAUUUCCAUGGUGGUGCCAGACUCCACUCUGAUAGCUCAGAUCCUGCUGUUUGCAGAGGGCUUCAACAACUGCAAGCUCCUUGCGAAGAAGGUGUUCACCCUCUACUCCUUGGCAGUACAACAGUUGUCUAAACAGGACCACUAUGACUUCGGCCUCCGUGCGCUCACCUCGCUGCUUCGCUACGCUGGACGGAAACGCCGCUCUGAGCCCAGUGUUCCCGACGAAGGAAUCCUGUUGAUGGCGAUGAAGGACAUGAACAUGGCGAAGUUGACCUCUGUUGACCUGCCACUGUUCAAUGGGAUCAUCCAGGAUUUGUUCCCUGGUGUGGACGUACCUGUUAUUGACAUGGCUCAGCUGAAAGAGGCCAUCGAGGCGGAGCUCCGCCGGAGCGGUUUGCAGGUGACGCCCUUCACCAUGACCAAAGUCAUCCAGCUCUACCAAACAAUGAACACCCGACACUCCACCAUGCUGGUUGGCAAAACCGGCAGCGCUAAAAGCGUUACUUGGAGGACUUUGAAGAAUGCCCUCACUGCCCUGCACCAUAAGGGGGUUCCUGGCUAUCAGCUUGUCCAGGACUAUCCUCUGAACCCCAAAGCGAUGAGUCUGGGAGAGCUGUAUGGAGAAAACGACCUGUCUACUAACGAGUGGACCGACGGAGUUCUGUCCUCCCUCAUGAGAUUAGCCUGUGCAGACGAGAAAGCAGACGAGAAGUGGAUUGUGUUUGACGGGCCUGUUGACACUCUGUGGAUUGAGAGUAUGAAUUCUGUGAUGGAUGACAAUAAGGUGCUCACACUCAUCAACGGGGAGAGAAUAUCGAUGCCUGAGCAGGUGUCUCUGCUGUUUGAGGUGGAGAACCUGGCCAUGGCCUCUCCCGCUUCAGUGUCUCGCUGUGGAAUGGUCUACAACGACUACACCGAUCUGGGAUGGAAACCUUUUGUUCAGUCCUGGCUGGACAAGCGAGACAAAGCUGAAGUGGGACACUUGAAUCUCCUGUUUGAGAAAUACAUAGAGAGCACUCUGAGCUACAAGAAGACUCAUUGUAAGGAGCCGGUCCCGGUCACUGAACUCAAUGCUGUCGUCUCACUUUGCUGCCUGUACGACUCCCUGGCUACAUCCAGCAGUGGGGUGAACGCUUCAGACCCAGAGAGUCUGGGCAGGAUCGUGGAACUUUGGUUCAUCUUCAGCUUGAUUUGGUCCGUCUGUGCCUCUGUGGAUGAGGAUGGACGCAAGAAGAUGGACAACUUCCUAAGAGAGAUGGACGGCACCUUUCCCAUCAAGGACACAAUUUAUGACUAUCAUGUGGACUCCAAGAACAAAUGCUGGGCUUCUUUUGAAGAGAAGCUGCAGAAAGGAUGGCGCUACAACGCUGCCGCUCCGUUCUAUAAGAUUAUGGUUCCCACCAUUGACACGGUGCGCUACAACCUGCUGGUGCAGGCUCUGGUUUUGAAUCGGUACCCAGUGUUGCUCACUGGGCCUGUGGGCACCGGGAAAACCUCUGUGGCCCAGAAUGUCCUGCAGGACCUGGAUGAGAAGUGGACCGCCCUCACUGUCAACAUGUCCUCACAGACCUCCUCCACCAACAUCCAGGCCAUCGUAGAGAGUCGGCUAGAAAAGAGAACGAAGAGUGUGUUUGUGCCCGCCGGUGGAAAGCGCCUGCUCUGCUUCCUGGAUGACCUCAACAUGCCCGCCCACGACCUCUUUGGUUCCCAGCCGCCGCUGGAGUUUCUGCGCCACUGGGUUGACUACGGCUUCUGGUACGACCGCCAAAAGCAGACCCCGAAGGUCGUCAAGGACAUGUUCUUGCUGGCGUCCAUGGGGCCCCCUGGUGGAGGGAGGACUACAAUAUCUUCCAGACUGCAGAGUCGAUUCAACCUCAUAAACAUGACCUUUCCCAGCGAGUCCCAGAUCAAGUGCAUCUACAGCACCAUGAUCAAUCAGAAGCUUCAGGGCUUUCGGGAGGAGCUGAAGCCCAUCGGGAACAUCCUGACUCAGGCCACGCUGGAGCUCUAUCAUGCCGUCACUUCUUGUUUUCUUCCUACUCCAGCCAAGAUACACUACCUCUUCAACCUCAGGGACAUCUCUAAGGUGUUUCAGGGCCUACUAAGAGCUCACCCAGAAUUCCAUGAUACCAAAAACAACAUGACGAGACUCUGGAUUCACGAGUGCUUUAGAGUCUUCUCGGACCGCCUCGUGAACCGCAGCGACAUGGAUACCUUCACAGCUUUGCUGGGAGAAAAACUGAGCUCACUGUUUGACCUCAGCUUCCACAAAAUCUGUCCAAACAAGCAACGGCCAAUAUUUGGUGAUUUCAUGAGCGAGUCCUCUGUGUAUGAGGACCUGCUGGACAUGAAAGCUCUCAAGACGUUCAUGGAGGUGCAGCUCGAGGAUUACAGCCUGUCACCCGGCGUAGUGCCCAUGAGCCUGGUGCUCUUCCAAGACGCCAUUGAGCACAUAACCCGCAUUGUCCGGGUGAUCCGGCAGCCCAGAGGCAACAUGCUGCUGAUCGGUGUCGGGGGCUCUGGGAAGCAGAGUCUGUCCAAGAUGGCGGCCUACAUCUGCGAGUACCAGGUCUUCCAGGUGGAGGUCACCAAGCAGUACCGCAAGCAGGAGUUUAGAGAAGACAUCAAGAAGCUGUAUCGCUUAACCGGGGUGGACAACAAGCCCACGGUCUUCCUCUUCAGUGACACCCAGAUCAUCGACGAAAGCUUCCUGGAGGACAUCAACAACAUCCUGAGCUCCGGAGAGGUGCCGAACCUCUACAAGCAGGACGAGUUAGCAGAGGUAUGCAAAGCUCUGUCAGACUCUGCCAGGAAACACAACGUCCUGGAAACUCCUGACUCCUUGUUCAGCUUCCUGCUGGAGCGAGUCAGAAACAACCUGCACAUCGUGCUCUGUGUGAGCCCAGUGGGAGAACCCUUCAGGAACCGCAUCCUCCAGUACCCUGCACUCGUCAACUGCACCACCAUUGACUGGUUCGGCGAGUGGCCCAGAGACGCACUGCUGGAGGUGGCCGAGAAGUACCUGGAUGGGCUGGAGCUGGGCCCGCUGGAGGGGAUUCAGACGAAGGUUGCCAGUGUCUUUGUGUCAACGCACCAGUCGGUGGCUCAGAUCUCGCAGAAGAUGAAGUUGGAGCUGAAGAGACAAAAUUAUGUGACACCAACUAACUACCUGGAGCUGGUGUCUGGAUACAAGAAGUUAUUGGCAGAGAAACGCAGUGAGCUCGGGGAGCAGGUGAGCAAGCUGCGUAACGGCCUUUUUAAGAUCAGCGACACGAGACAGAAAGUGGAGGCCAUGUCUGUGGAGCUGAAGGAGGCGAAGGAGCAGGUGGCCAAGACGGAAAAGGAGUGCGACGAAUGCUUCUCCGUCAUCGUCCAACAGAAGAGAGAAGCUGACAAGCAGCAGAAGAUGGUGAGUGCCAGCAGUGAGAAGAUCGGAGCAGAAGAGGCGGAGUGUAAAGCCAUGGCGGAUAACGCUCAGAGAGACCUGGACGAGGCUCUGCCCGCCCUGGAAGAGGCCAUGAAGGCCCUGGAGUCUCUGAACAAGGGGGACAUGACAGAGAUCAAGUCGUACAGCCGUCCUCCUGCGCUGGUGGAGACGGUCAUGCAGGCUGUCAUGACCCUUCAGGGGAAAAAGCCGACUUGGGCGGAGGCAAAGAGGCAGCUAGGUGAGGCGAACUUCAUCAAAACACUGGUGAACUUUGACAAGGACAACAUAUCAGACCGCGUGUUGAAGAAAAUCGGAAAGUACUGCAGACAAGCCGAUUUCCAGCCAGACAUCAUUGGAAAAGUGUCGCUGGCUGCCAAGUCUCUCUGCAUGUGGGUCAGAGCCAUGGAGGUUUACGGGCACGUCUACAGGGUGGUGGAGCCAAAGAGGGCUCAGCUGAACACGGUCAUGGCCCAACUCCGAGACAAGCAGGCUGCUCUGGCUGAAGCUCAGAGCAAACUGCAGGAGUUGGCAGAGAAGCUGGACGAGCUGAAAAAGCAGCACGAUGAGAAAGUGGCUACAAAGAGGAGUCUGAGGAAUAAGUCAGAGGAGAUGGAGGUGAAGCUGGACCGAGCCGACAAGCUGGUGACCGGCCUGGCUGGAGAGAGAAUCCGCUGGGAGGAGAGAGUAACCGGUCUUGAAGAAAACAUGGGAUACCUGGUGGGAGACUGUCUGCUGGCUGCAUCCUUCCUGUCCUACAUGGGACCCUUCCUGUCCAACUACAGAGAGCAGCUGCUCGCCACGUGGAUGAAGGAGGUUCAGGAUUUGGAGAUCCCCUGCACCCCAGGUUUCAGUUUUUCAGUGUUUCUGGCCAAACCUACAGUAGUGAGGGACUGGAACAUUCAGGGUCUGCCUUCUGAUGCCUUCUCUACUGAGAAUGGAGUGAUUGUCACUCGUGGAAACCGAUGGCCGCUGAUGGUCGACCCGCAGGGCCAGGCGCUGAAGUGGAUCCAGAACAUGGAAUCAGAGAAGGAUCUGAAAGUUAUCGACUUUCAAAUGCCGGACUACCUGCGAGUGCUGGAGAACGCCAUUCAGCUUGGGAAUCCCGUUCUGCUGCAGAACGUGCAGGAGCAGCUGGACCCCUCCCUCAACCCGGUUCUUCAUAAGUCCCUGACACGGAAAGGUGGCAGGCUGCUGAUGAAGCUGGGCGAUCGGGAGGUGGAGUACAGUCCAGACUUUCGCUUUUAUAUUACCACCAAGAUGUCGAACCCCCACUACACUCCAGAGAUUUCAUCAAAGACCACCAUUGUCAAUUUUGCUGUCAAGGAGCAGGGCCUGGAGGCUCAGCUGCUGGGAAUCGUGGUGCGUAAAGAGCGUCCAGAGCUGGAGGAGCAGAAGGACUCACUGGUGAUCAGCAUCGCUUCUGGCAAGAGACGCUUGCAGGACCUGGAGGACGAGAUCCUCAGGCUGCUGAAUGAGGCGACCGGCUCGCUGCUGGACGACGCUCAGCUGGUGAACACCCUGCAGACGUCCAAGGUGACGUCCUCCGAGGUUUCAGAGCAGGUGGAGAGCAGCGAACAGACCGAGCUCAAGAUCGACUCUGCCAGAGAGGCCUACCGCCCGUGUGCCCAGCGAGCCUCCAUUCUCUUCUUCAUUCUGAACGACAUGAGCUGCAUCGACCCGAUGUACCAGUUCUCCCUGGACGCCUACAUUAACCUGUUCACCUUGAGCAUAGAGAAAAGCAAGUGCAGCUACAAGCUGGAGGAAAGGAUCUCCAACCUCAAUGAGUACCACACAUAUGCAGUGUACAGGUACACAUGCCGUGCUCUGUUUGAGGUUCACAAGCUGCUUUUCAGCUUCCAGAUGUGUGUGAAAAUCAUGGAGACGGCUGGCAAACUCGACAUGGACGAGUACAGCUUCUUCCUUCGAGGAGGAGUGGUGCUUAAUAGGACGAAUCAGACGGCGAACCCGUGUCCUGGUUGGCUGGCAGACUCCAGCUGGGACAAUAUCACAGAGCUGGACAAGCUGCCUAAAUUCCGCGGCAUCAUGACGUCGUUUGAACGGUUUUCUGUGGACUGGAGCCUCUGGUUCACCAGCUCUGAGCCGGAGAAGGCCACACUACCAAAUAACUGGGAGAUCAACUGCAACGCUCUGCAGAAGAUGCUGAUUGUGCGUUCUCUGCGCCCGGACCGCGUCUCCUUCUGCGUCGCCUCGUUCAUCGUGAACCACCUCGGCGACUGCUUUGUGGAGCCGCCUGUUCUCGACAUGAACGCGGUUUUGGAGGAAUCCACCAGCUCCACCCCUCUGAUCUUCGUCCUGUCGCCUGGAGUGGACCCCACCGGCGCCCUGCUGCAGCUGGCUGACGCCUCUGGCAUGAGCCAGCGCUUCCACGCCGUGUCGCUGGGUCAGGGCCAGGUCCCCAUCGCAAAGAGCAUGAUCGAGGAGGGCGUGAAGAACGGUCAUUGGGUUUUCCUCGCCAACUGCCACCUGUCGCUGCCGUGGAUGCCGGAGCUGGACAAGCUGAUCAAGCAGCUGCAGGCGCAGGAGUGCCAUCCCAACUUCAGGCUGUGGCUCAGCUCCUCGCCGCACCCCGACUUCCCCAUCACCAUCCUGCAGACGGGCAUCAAGAUGACCACCGAACCGCCGAAGGGGGUGAAAGCCAACAUGAAGCGUCUGUACCAGCUGGUGACGGAGCCGCAGUUCAGCCGCUGCUCGAAGCCCGUCGUCUACCGGAAGCUGCUCUUCUCCCUCUGCUUCUUCCACAGCAUCCUCCUGGAGAGGAAGAAGUUUCUGCAGUUGGGCUGGAACAUCGUUUACGGCUUCAACGACUCCGACUUCGAGGUGAGCGAGAGUCUGCUCAGCCUGUACCUGGACGAGUAUGAGGAGAUUCCCUGGGACGCUCUGAAGUACCUGGUCGCCGACAUCAACUAUGGCGGACACGUCACAGACGACUGGGACAGACGCCUGCUGACAACAUACAUAGACGACUAUUUCUGCGACGGCGCCGUAAACCAGCAGUUCUUCAAAUUGUCCAGCCUGCCGUUUUAUUACAUCCCCCGCGACGGCCCGCUGGCCCAGUACAAGGAGUACAUCCACAACCUGCCGUCCACAGAGAACCCGGAGGUGUUCGGGCAGCACCCCAACGCUGGCAUUGCCAGUCAGGUUGCUGAGACCAGGACUCUGUUCGACACCCUGCUCUCCCUGCAGCCCCAGGUCACCAGUGCGGCCGCCACGGGGGCCCAGCGGCUCAGCAGAGAAGACAAGGUGUUGGAGCUGUUGGCUGACGUCCGUGGAAAGAUCCCGGCGUGCAUCGACUACGAGCGCACCUGGUCGCUCCUUCAGGACAGCCCUUCGCCUCUUAACGUGGUUUUGCUGCAAGAAAUCCAAAGAUACAACUCGGUGCUGAGCACUAUCCUUUCGUCGUUGCUGGAGCUUGAGAAGGGGAUCCACGGCUUAGUUUUGAUGACAUCCAGCAUGGAGGAGACCUUCAACUGCAUCUACGACGGCCGCGUCCCACAGCUGUGGCAGAAGGCGUACCCGUCGCUGAAGCCUCUGGCAGCUUGGACCGUGGACCUCUGCCAGCGGGUGGAUCAGUUUGCCUGCUGGGCGACGACCGGCGAGCCCCCCACCUUGUUCUGGUUGUCGGCCUUCACCUUCCCCAAUGGCUUCCUCACCGCUGUGCUGCAGUCGUCUGCCCGACAGCACGGCAUCUCAGUGGACAUGCUGUCCUGGGAGUUUAUCGUUUCCACGGUGGAUGACAGCGACCUCCUUCACCCCCACACCGACGGAGUGUUUGUCAGGGGCUUGUUCCUGGAGGGGGCUGCCUGGGACAAGCAGAACUCCUGCCUGGUGGAAGCCGAGCGAAUGCAGAUGGUCUGUCCCGUCCCCACCAUCCACUUCAAACCUGUGGAGAAGCGCAAGAAAAUGGCCAAGAGCAUGUACCUGUGUCCGUGCUACUACUACCCGGUGCGAGCCGGUGCGGCCGGCCGGCCGUCUUUUGUGGUGGACAUUGCCCUGGAAUCAGGAGCUGUGACCCCUGACCACUGGAUCAAGAGAGGGACCGCUCUUCUCCUGAGUCUGGAAAGCUAAAGGCUUUAAAAAUUCCAAAUUCACGAUGUGUUGCUUUUAAUAAAAUGUUUUUU